This is a messenger RNA of Aspergillus ibericus CBS 121593, 732 nucleotides long. RefSeq lists its product as uncharacterized. The transcript is spliced from 9 exons. Lineage: Eukaryota; Fungi; Ascomycota; Eurotiomycetes; Eurotiales; Aspergillaceae. Bases 1 to 732 code for a protein of 243 amino acids. The record is from RefSeq and is a predicted model, not a curated record.
AUGGCCCAACGCCCUGCCUGCCUGCCUGCCUUGCCUUAUCACCUCUGCCUUCCUGUCUGUCUCACCCUCAUUGCUUCUUUCGACCAUCACCAUCACCAUCACCACCACCACCAGCAACAACAACAACAACAACCGUGGCGGCGCUCCAAUCCUGAUCGAGGCGUAAUCCAUGCACGCCAAACCGAACAGCCCGCCAAAGGGUGCCGCCGCCGCGCGGCGGGAUCGAAAACAAAGAAAACAAAGAAAACCUGCAGCCACAAUAAUUCGGACAUUAUAGAUACCACCCACACGAGGAUAGGACGGACCGGGGGUCGCGACACUCAGUUGUUUACCAAAGACAAGUACCCACCCUACUUACUCCUCUUCUCCCAGUUCCAGGUCCCUCCCAUUACCGACCCUGAUGCGAUUAGCUCAUUAUGUACUAGUAAGGUACUAAGGUACUACCUCCACCAACCCCAUUACUUCGUAUAUGCAUCACAAUAUUUCAAGAUACGCUUCGGCAAGAACGAGACUGAUGAGCGACAAAGCACGUUAUAUCCGUAUGUUCCGGUUGCCUUCUUCCCGCAUAUGUGUAAGGCGGAGGAUAUGCGAGAGGCACCGAAGGAGGUACUUACCCAGCUAGGUAUAGGCGGGGAUGUACGUGUGGUGGUAUGGGGUGUAUGGGCGAAUGCAUCUGAACUUGGAGGGGGCAAGAUCCAUCGACCUCCAAUGCGACCUAGACAACCUCAAUGA